Belonocnema kinseyi is the source of this 1297-nucleotide messenger RNA. Its product is annotated as D-3-phosphoglycerate dehydrogenase. Lineage: Eukaryota; Metazoa; Arthropoda; Insecta; Hymenoptera; Cynipidae. The coding region runs from base 235 to 1221 and encodes 328 amino acids. The record is from RefSeq and is a predicted model, not a curated record. Gene Ontology annotation, molecular function: phosphoglycerate dehydrogenase activity; NAD binding. The transcript has 6 exons.
CCAGUUCCGACGUGGCUGAUAGUGGAGGGGACAUCGAAAUGGAAGCACCCUCGCAAAUUGGGACCUUCAGUCGCUGUCGCUUCAGUCUCAGUCUGUCUGGAAUCCACAUGCGGAUUACUAAUAGCUCAGAUAUCUCUGAAAUUUAUCGGCCUACCACAAUCUAAGCUGAUUGUUGCUUCGAGUCUGAAACGGAAAUUUGGGUCGAGUUCGACGGAAGUGUUAAGCAAACUCAACAUGCCAGUUGAUAUACAAAGUGUCCUAAUCAGCGAUCCCGUGGACGAGAAGUGUGUGCAAUUGCUCAUUAGUCACGGGAUUCAAGUGACACGCAAAUAUAAAUUGUCAAAAGAAGACCUUAUCAAGGAACUACAUAACCAUCAAGCUCUGAUUGUGAGGUCGGAAACGAAAGUCACAGCAGAAGUUAUAGAAGGCGCUUCUACUCUUAAAGUUGUAGGAAGAGCUGGCACAGGUGUGGACAAUAUUGAUGUCGCAGCUGCCACAAAAAAAGGAAUUAUUGUUUUAAAUACGCCUGCUGCAAACAGUAUUAGUGCAUGUGAAUUAACCUGUGCUUUGAUAUCUUCGCUGGCGAGAAAUGUAGCCCAGGCCUGCCAAUCGUUAAAGGAAGGAAGAUGGGACCGUAAAUUAUACUCCGGAUUCGAGUUAUAUGGAAAAACUUUAGGAAUAAUUGGCAUGGGCCGUAUUGGACGCGAGGUAGCAAUUAGAAUGCAAUCUUUUGGAAUGAAGAUUGUGGCAUUUGAUCCUAUUUUGAAGGACGAAGAUGCAGUUAAGCUGGACAUCAAGAAAUUAAGUCUUGAUGAAAUUUGGCCAGUAGCGGACUAUAUUACUGUUCAUACACCUCUUAUUCCACAAACUAAAAAUUUAAUCAACGCCACAACUUUGGCGAAAUGUAAUAAGGGCGUUUAUAUAAUCAAUGUUGCACGAGGGGGCAUCAUUAAUGAGGAAGAUUUGCUAGCUUCAAUAAAAAGUGGCCAUUGCGGAGGAGCCGGAUUGGAUGUAUACAUCGAAGAACCACCGAAAAGUCCGAUCACUUUGGAGCUUAUAAAGCAUCCAAAAGUUGUCGCCACUCCUCAUCUAGGUGCCAGUACUGAAGAAGCACAGCAACGAGUUGCUCUGGAGGUAGCCGAACAAUUUUUAGCACUUUCCGAAAAAUCUAAAAAGUACAGCCUAACUGGUGUAGUAAACCCCCAGGUUUUAAAGGCCUAAGUACUGACUACUUUUAAUUACUGAAAUAUUACUUAUUAUUCUACUAGUCCUCGUUUAUACUUAUACUUAUCAAAAA